Messenger RNA from Prunus avium (sweet cherry), 941 nucleotides. RefSeq names its product PsbQ-like 1 (gene PNSL3). Gene Ontology annotation, cellular component: extrinsic component of membrane; chloroplast; photosystem II. NCBI's taxonomy places the organism in Eukaryota, Viridiplantae, Streptophyta, Magnoliopsida, Rosales, Rosaceae. Gene Ontology annotation, biological process: photosynthetic electron transport chain; photosynthesis. Gene Ontology annotation, molecular function: calcium ion binding. The record is from RefSeq and is a predicted model, not a curated record.
GCAAUUUCCAAAAGGAUAUAGCUGAAAUUCUUGCCAACCCAAUCUUUUUGCUUGCACAAGCCUACCAUUUCCUUAGCCAAUUUUUGUACAAUGGCUCAUUUGGCAAACUUAAAUGGAGUAUCUGAAACACUGCCAGCCAUACCAAGGCUUCCAGGCAUACAAAGGACCCAAAAGAGAGUGAGCAUUGUUGGCUUUAUAGGCAAGAAAAGAGAUGAUCUUCAGGAACAGCCACUACAAACUACAAGAAGACUAGCAUUAGGCCUUGCCUCUAUUGCACUUGUUGGGAACUCCUGCAAUGGAGUCUCUCUUGCUGAGGGCAACGGGUUCUGGAUCGACGGCCCUCUGCCCGUGCCUUCUGCUGAAAAUAAAAUUGCAAAUGAGAAGACGGGGACUCGUUCUUUUCUGAAAAAGGGACUCUACAUGGCAAACAUUGGAACCAAAGGGAGGAAGUUUAGGCUUAAGAAGUAUGCAUUUGAUCUCCUGGCAAUGGCAGAUUUGAUUGCACAAGAUACCCUAAACUAUGUUAGACGGUUCCUGCGGCUAAAAUCCACAUUCAUGUACUUUGAUUUCGACCAAGUUAUCUCUGCAGCACCAGUCGAUGAGAAACAACCUCUCACUGAUCUUGCUAAUAGAUUGUUCGACACCGUAGAAAAGCUUGAUGGCGCUGUGAAGCAACGCAACCUAUCUGAGACUGAAUCGUAUUAUAAAGACACAACAGUUAUUCUCCAGGAGGUCAUGGAUCGAAUGGCAUGAAACUCCAAAUAUGUCCCUCUGAUAAGAGCAAAAUUAGUUGAACUGCACAUUUCUAUCAGUUUCAAAGUUCACUCUUUGUCAUAUUGAAUUUGCAAAUGUAAAAGCAGAUAACUUGUACAUGACAAAAAGGCUGAGGUAUGAGCCUUCAAGAUUAUCGCUAUGAGAAUGCACUCUAUUUUUUGCUUCUA